UCACGGGGUCGUGAGGGGUACGCAUUGCUCUCGUCGAUUGGCCGUGCCCGGGCCCGAGCGUGGUGACGCGCGAAAAGCACACGCCGCGUGAGAGCCCGGCCACACUGACAGCUCGCACGUCGUCGACAUUGCGGUUGGAUUUUUCUCACUGACGCGCGUUGCAAAAGUGUUGUGUGCUCGGUGAGAUGACGCCAACUUGUGAACCACGGUAAAUCGACUCUGGCAAUCGACGGUGACGGUACGGUUUAGCAGAGGGUGAUAGCAAGGACACCGGUGAGCGGUCACACGGCACGAUAACGGGAUCGGCGACGGGGGUGCGCUACUGUCACACACACGCAUUAAAAGUUGACGAGGCAGAAAUGGCACGGCGGGAGUCGCGGUGAGGAAAGGGCGAGGGUGAAGCCCUCGCAGGGAAAGGGAGCUAUGGUGAAAAGCUUGAGUUUCCUCGCCAGAAGGGCGCCACCUGCCAUCCACCUUUUCGUCGUUUUGCUCGCACUCGCUCCCGCUUACCACAGCGUGGACCUCUCCCAAUGCAUCGCACCGCUCGGCAUGGAGUCCGGGGCGAUCCUGGACGCGGAUAUCAACGCCAGUUCCAGCUUCGACAGGGAAAACGUCGGUCCCGCCCUGGCACGGUUGAAAUCGGAGCAUCUGGGCGGUGCCUGGUGUCCUAAGGACCAAAUCACCAGCGAAGCUCGAGAAUGGCUAGAGAUCGACCUUCAUACGAUCCACUUGAUCACGGCCAUCGCUACCCAAGGCCGGUUCGGAAACGGUAUGGGUGUUGAAUUCGCAGAGGCGUAUAUGCUGGAUUACUGGAGGCCGCGACUGGGCAAAUGGGUUCGAUAUAGAGACAUCAAAGGAAAGGAGGUAAUACAGGGUAACACGAACACGUAUUUGGAGUCCAAGCACGAGCUGGAGCGGCCUGUGUGGGCGAGCAAGAUCCGUUUUCUGCCCUACAGCCAUCACAGGCGGACGGUUUGCAUGCGGGUCGAGCUCUACGGGUGUUACUGGAGCGACGGCGUGGUGUCCUACUCGAUGCCCCAGGGCGAUAAAAGGGGCAACGGAUGGGAAUUCUUUGACGCGACCUACGACGGACACUGGGAUGGUGAAUUGCGCCGAGGCUUGGGUCAGCUGACGGACGGCAAAACGGGGCCUGAUAAUUUCAAAAUGGGAUACUAUAAUGAUAACGAUCGCGCCCAGGGUUGGGUAGGCUGGAGAAACGAUAGCCGCGGUCAGCCGGUCGAGAUCAAGUUCGAGUUCGACAAAGUCAGGGAAUUCUCCGCCGUUCACAUCUACUGCAAUAACCAAUUCACCAGAGACGUUCAGGUGUUUUCUCAAGUUGAUAUACUCUUCAGUAUUGGUGGAAAGUAUUACACAGGGGAACCUAUUACCUACACGUACAUGGAGGACAAGAUCUUCGAGACUUCUCGAAACAUCACGAUCAAGCUUCAUCAUCGAGUCGGAAAAUUCGUUAAGCUGAGACUCCAUUUCUCGGAUCGAUGGAUCAUGAUCAGCGAAGUAACCUUCGAUUCUGACAUAGCACAUGGCAAUUUUACGGCCGAGGAAACGCCGACAACCGAAUCACCAAUCCAAAGUGACGUCUUCGUCGAGAAAAAUGGUGCCGCAGAGGGCGAGCUUCCGGUUUCGACGGCGAAACAUGAUGAUCCCACUUUCAUGGCGAUCGUAAUCGGCGCGCUCGCCGCCGUCAUAAUUAUACUUGCUCUAGCGAUAUUUAUGAUUAUCUCGCGACACAGGCAACGCAAGUGUUUCGCCAGUCCGAUGACCGGUAAAGCUCCUUCUCAUCUAGGUUCCACCUGCGCCACCGUGGAGAAAGGCGCGGCUUUGAUGGCGUAUACCUUGGAAGACGACGAAAGAUACGCGGGAGGUUCUCUGCCGACUUUGCCACGCGACCUCGGCAAUCGUCUGCUGGACAUCGUGAAACUGGACGACUACCAAGAGCCGUAUCAGGCGCUAAAGUACGCGCCGUAUUACAGCUACAGCACCGUCGUUAUGGAGAUGAAAGACAUGAUGCUGAACAACAAGGCCACCAACAUCAAUCACUCAGCAGUGUACGCGAAUGGUGCAGUUGACACGUCGUACGAUUAUGCGGUACCGGAACUCGGCACGGUGCCCCUGCUCAAUCAGGAUGCCGGCGCCGGUCGCGGAACGACCAUCUCCAACGCCACUGGUGACCAGGACAGCCUCUUCUCCAAGAACUCGCGAACCACGAAGAGCGAAGACAAGAAGUCGCCGACUCAACAGGAGGUACUCUCGGCUCUGAAGAGACGUCUGGAGCAGACCAGCGUACCGCUCUUUCCACGGCACCGCCUUCGUAUGCUCUCCAAGCUCGCCGAAGGGGCGUUUGGAACGGUAUACGUGGCGGAAGCUGAAGGGAUUCCGGAAUAUGGAACGACCACUACCCUCGGCAAGCGACUCGUCGCCGUCAAGUUUUUACUACCGGAAGCCAGCGAGAAGGAAAAGUUAGACUUCCAAAGAGACGUGAGGAUUCUGGCUGCUCUGGAGGAUCGCAAUAUUGCUCGCGUUCUAGGCGCCUGUUAUCGCGAGGAACCAUACUGCGUGGUGAUGGAAUACCUGGAGCACGGGGAUCUCUGUCAGUUUCUCAAGACGCAUAUCACUGCCGAGGACGCACAUUCCAUGCCGAUUGGCGUCAAGACACUUAGUUUCAACUGUCUCAUCUACAUGGCAGCGCAGAUCGCGUCGGGCAUGCGGUAUCUGGAGAACCUGAACUUCGUUCACCGGGAUCUGGCUACUAGGAAUUGUCUGGUCGGGAAAGCUUAUCAUAUCAAAAUCUCGGACUUUGGUACGGAUAAUGAACUGUAUGCCUGCGACUACUACAAAGUUGAUGGAACUAUGCCGUUGCCAGUACGAUGGAUGGCUUGGGAGUCAAUAUUUCUGGGAAAAUACACGACCAAGAGCGACGUAUGGGCUUUCGCAGUGACUCUUUGGGAGAUCUUGAACCUUGGUAGGCGUGUCCCUUAUGAACACCUGUCCGACGAGGAGGUGGUGCAGAGCCUGCAGCAACUCCAUCAUGCCACUGAAUGCAGCAAUGACAAUCCUGAAGACAGUUGCAAGGAAGAUUCUGGGAAUGGCUUCGACUAUCUACCACGGCCCACUGCCUCGUCCAAGGACAUCUACGAUUUGAUGCUCGAGUGCUGGCGACGAGAGGAGAACGAGAGACCGACCUUCCGUGAAAUAUCGCUCUUUCUGCAACGGAAAAAUCUUGGAUACGCUCCAACAUCCUGAUAUUGAGCCCCCAACUUGAACGAGUACGACGUUCUUAAUAGUCAUCCCGCAAAUCGGGAACUAGUUCAGUUCUGCUAUGGAUCGGCGAUUGUGUAAUGACGGACAACUGCGAGGAUGAGUGAAUAAAUGAAAGAGGAAGGAUGAUGAGAGCGUGGCCGGGGAGCUGAUAUGUAACAUCGAAGUGAGUACAACGAUGGAAUUGUAUUGCCUGUCAACGAAACGGGGCUGGGAUUUGGACUUGACGGGUAUCGAUCGUCCUGCAAUUUCGUCUCGAUAUACCUUCUGGACAACGAGUAGUAGCGGGCAAGAAAUAAACGUUAGUAUAGGUAGAAGAGUAAGAGCGCGAGUCGAGUCUUGGAACUCUUUCAAUGCCGGGAUACGAAUCCGAGUUGUCGCUUGAAUACGACUGAUCUCUGAAAUUUUUAGUAGCGAAAGUGUCCGCGCGUGAAGAAGUAUCUUAUCGAUUUGUGGCACGUCGCGAAAGUACGGCGUCGGAUCUCAGCGUGUAUUCACGACGCCGGAUCACAACGUGCGAAAACAUCGUGCGACAAUCUGUACCCGAAAUAAGCGUAGAAAUGUCGAAUAAUAAAAAAGAGAGACAAAGACGGACGUGAAUCUGUGAGUACGACAAUCGGAAACUUGCCCGUCGUAGGUAGCUCCGCUCCGCGGAAACAAAUUUCGUACGCCGUUGGGGAAGGUAAAUUGUAAGAUCGCGAAACUGAGGAAGGUCCUCUCGUAGUCGUCGGGAGAUUAGGAGCAAUAUCGUAUAAUUGUAAUGCAGCUGUGAACAUUCCUACACGAAUGGACAUCUGUGGCGAUUGCGCAGAUUGUUAUUUUAGGGUUCCUUCGGAAUUAUAUCAUUUCGAUAAAGGAUUUCAUGAAAAAUCUGAAUCACAUCGACGGCAAUAUAGCAGCUACGAUUUUAGAUGCUACGGCAACUGUUCGCGUUAAUCGUAAAACAUUAUAACUGGGUGUAUCCGUGAACGUGUGGGUGAACGUAUUUCUCCCUCCUUCCAUCACUCUCUCUUUUGCUCUCUUUCAACGUAUACUGAUAUUGUGGAUCUAUUUGUGAAACGAAUCUACGUGUGAUUUGCAUCGCGGCGGAAUUCUUUAUCGUCAUGAGACAUAUCGCGAAAUGAUUAUCAUAUACUACGUACUAAUAUGUAGCAACGUUACGUCUGAUCACGUGGGGAAAUUAGCCAUCCUUUAAACGCUAGUUUUGUUUACACCUAAAUAUAAAUCCGUGCGACAUACCGGAGCAUUAAAUAGCUUGAAAUAGCGGUCGAACGACUGCGAAGAUUUCUCGAUAUUAAAUAUUUAUUCGGACGGUGUCAUUAUUACAAUCACAAGUUAACAGUUUGUAUGUGGAUGUGGAACUCGUUAAUAUCGUAACUAGACGAAUAUAUCAUAAGCCAUAAGCGCAAAUAAACGGAGGGUAAUGUUUUAUCUGUACUGCGUCGAAAGAAACAGUAAUAGAUUACCUAUCAUGACUAUGACACAUCAUAAUUGUAACUUAAUAUGAUAGGCGGGAUCAAUGAAAUUAGAAUAUUGUACAUAUAGACGUAUCGUAGUAAGGAACGUUAUUACUGCAUUUUUCGGAAAUGGUGGCUAAAGUUAGGCGGACGAGAAAAUCGAAUUGUCUCUGAAAUGGCAAUUGCUUGCAAUUUUGUAUUAAUGUGAAAUUGUUUAGCUUCCGAUAAAAUGUUCGUAUCUGAGGUAAUCGGAGGUGGACGAAAAGGUUCAACAUAUCUGGAAUGUUUUUUCUUAUAAAGUGAAGAGGAAGACGCGAAUGACAGAGGAGGACUAGUCGUAAUCACUCUUAAAUACUUCGAAGUUAAGAAUUGCUCGCGUACUCGAGUUUAAGUUCCACGUAUUUAUGUAAUAUCAGAUGAAUCGUAUCGUAACUUGAGCGAUAUUUAGCGGAUAGGCGAUGUUACCGUUAUAUCAUUAAAAUACUAUUUAUAUAAAUUAACGUAACGUACCGCGUAAGGAGUAGAUGAUACGGAAGUAUAGCCAUGCGUAGUUAAAAUACACGCGUUGAAUUUAAACGUAACUGGAAUUGCUUCUAUGUCACUGAAAAACGUGUAAGGCGAAGAGGUAAAGAGAAAAUUUGUUGUGGUCAAUGCGAGUUCGCAUGCACGAACGUUACGGGGUAAUAAAGAUAUAGGCAAUACCAAUUUUUCAUCUUGCCGGAAGUAGAUAGCGAUAGUCGAUCGACUACACGUUAAUUAAGCGUAAUUAAGUGCGUCAUUUACAUUUGCACAUAAGUAUCAGAUCGACAGACAUAUAAUUUCGUGCCGUCGCGAAACUUUGGCCAAUCGAUUUUUCGCACUGGUUGUGACUGAGUUGAAACAAUAAUACCUAUUAUCGAUACAUUUUUAGUCCAACGCAGACUGCCAUUACUUUUAGACGAGAAUAGAGAACGAAUUGUAGUUGCGUUUAGAUUCGCCAAUAUAAGCAUAACGCUGCCUUUGGCUAUAUUGUUGCCCCUUACUGCUAACGAGUAACUUACUUGUCUACUCAUGUGAUAAUUUAAUAUAUUUCUACGUACCUAUUUGUACCUAUCAAUUCGAAAAUCUCCAUAGCGAAAGGAUUAUUCCAGUAUACCUUCUUUCGUAAAUUACAUCACAAUUCAGAUAUAAAAUAUUUAAGUUCUCAUAAUAGAAACUUGACACAAGGUAUAACAACUGUUGAGGAACACGAUGGAUGCCUCAUUAGAAUUUAACUGCUUCACAUCGAAGAUGCAGCUGCUCUAGCUACGAAAUCCAUGUUGUUAAAUUGCACGUUAACGAAAUGAGAUAGUAAUGUGAAGUAGAAUGCAUAUGGAACAUACUUAAUCCUUUCUCUAUGUAAAUAUUCGCUAUUAUAAUCUAGAUCUUCUACCUAGCGUGCCCUUUUUCCAGUGAUGGUUAAUUAUAUCCUUUACGGACGUAAUUCGAGCUCUGCCAAUGGCAUCACCGAGAACUGUAACUGUCCAGAGUCACAAUAUAUGAGACAAGUAAUAAUCAUAUAUUUUGUUUGGCUAUUGUGAAAUACGAAAAAAUACGCUAGAUCAGUGUGAAGUAUCAUGUUUAAAAGCAUUAAGUAUUCAUACAAAUGUUGUUGAUUUCUUUAAUACAUAUUUUUAGACAUGUAUAAUCGACAAUCACGCUUGCCUCGGAAUUUAGGAAAUAUACUUAACACCAAUCGCAACUUUGCAAUUAACUAAAUUGGCAUUUUAUAAUCACUUCAGAUGCAUGAUCACGAUCUUCGUAAAACAAACUUGAUUCUAACCGGAAACAAGUUGGAAAUAAUUUGUGCAAACUAUUAAUUAUAUAUUUUCAGAUUACAUUCAAAUGUUACAACUCCAAUAAUAGUGAUGUUUUGUUAAAUACUAAUAUAUUUUCCCUAUCAAAUGAUCAUUCAAAUCAUAAAUGCUUAAUAUCAUGCACACGUAUGCUGUAUACGAUUAUUGUAUUUAAUUUAGAAAUUAUUUACAAGGAUAAUAAAAUGAGGAAAAUGUUAUUAUCGAAAUUGGAGAAAUAGUCAUUAUUCAAUAAUAAUUGUAUGGCUAAUGAACUGAAAGCUACGAAUAAACAAGUUAAAGAAAUAUAAUCUUAGAUUACACAUUUUAGUCAGAACAUAGAUUAUACAUUUAAAUCAGAAAAUUCAAUUUUAUUUUUUCAAAAAACGAUACUACAUGGAAAAAUGUCGAUUGAUAAUAUAAGAGCAAAUGUCGAGCAUUAAUUGCGUUGUACACAAAGUGGUAUCGUCACAAAUAAAAGUCACGGUAACGAAACAGAUGUACAAUUGUUGUGUGAAUAUUUAUUUUAUUGUAAGCACAUGCGGAAUAUGAUUUCGAUAUAUCUGAUUGUUGACCUCUAUGGUGGAAUUGCGAGGAGUCUACAGAUAAUUGUGAGAAAACUGGGGAGAGCUCAUCUAGUUGUAUUUUCUAUCUAGAUAGGGGCAACACACGAUUACGGUCAUAUCACACGGUUAUCACACUCGGCUACGGUUUGCAUUAUAGUUUUGGAUACUUUCUUUCUCAAAAUUAUCCGCGAAACUUUCGCGGAAUUGAAUCAAAGGAAUUUUAUUCAAUUUCUAGCAAAAGAGCUACAAUGAAACUGAUCAUCGGCCACAGUGAGUUGCCCAUAUCUGUUCUACGCUAUCGAACCUUGAUCGUUAUAGUCAUAAAAUUAUUUUGUACUAAGAACUGUUUAUAAUUUUGUAUCUAAUCUCUGUAAAUAUCAAGCAGAUUGUCUAUGAGUAAUAAAGCUUAAACAAACUCGAUUUAAGUAGACUAUAUAUGAACAAAAAACAAUAUAUAUAUAUAAAUAUAAGUAUUUAUAACAUACCUCUAUAUUUUAAAUAUAGUCGUAAGGCAGCGAUCGCAAUGAUCGGGAUGUAAGUAAAUUUCGCAUAAGCGUGAAUCGAUAACGUAACAAUGUACAACGAUCUAGGAAUUAUUUGUAUUAUAUAAUAUACAAAGAUGACAAUUAAGGGACAAAUCAUAAAAGUAUAUAUGUUACUUAUUAGUAUAUAUAUAUAUAGCCGUGUAUAUAUAUAUAAUGCAUCUAAAA
Messenger RNA from Ooceraea biroi (clonal raider ant), 7820 nucleotides. RefSeq names its product discoidin domain-containing receptor 2. Gene Ontology annotation, biological process: protein phosphorylation; positive regulation of neuron projection development; positive regulation of phosphatidylinositol 3-kinase/protein kinase B signal transduction. The record is from RefSeq and is a predicted model, not a curated record. Gene Ontology annotation, cellular component: plasma membrane; signaling receptor complex. Lineage: Eukaryota; Metazoa; Arthropoda; Insecta; Hymenoptera; Formicidae. Gene Ontology annotation, molecular function: protein tyrosine kinase collagen receptor activity; ATP binding; collagen binding.